Molecule: messenger RNA, 903 nt
Organism: Oryza sativa Japonica Group (Japanese rice)
Lineage: Eukaryota; Viridiplantae; Streptophyta; Magnoliopsida; Poales; Poaceae
Source: RefSeq, a predicted model, not a curated record
AACUUGUUUGUUCAGGCUGAGAGCCAGAGAUGAGCAACUCUGGAUGGAGGCAGAUCAGGCCGCUCCAACAAAACGCUCUUUGGCCUAGGAGGCAUCAGGACUUGUCAUUUGAUGACCAGCGCGUAUCAUCGACCGUCACCAGAGAGAGAUGUAUGUGACAGACCUGUCAUAGGAGGCAAGAGUGAGCAUCACAGUGGGUCAUUCUCAUCGCUGCAAAAAUGCCACACCGGCAAGACUACAAAGAAGCUUCAGAACUGCUACGCGCAGUCAGAACUCCAUCAGAUCCUUGUUCCCCCUGAUGUAGCAAGACAGAUUCAUGAAGCGGAAUCUUUACCGCCGACAUCGCCGUACGUCCACCCUUCAUUGGAUGCUCCUCCUCUACGAUGCCUUCCCUCCUUGAUGCCACAGAUGCUAAUGGAUCGAUGGUUCAAACGGCAAAAUCUGCACCGGAAUGAAAGGUCAAAAGAUGUAAACUUGCAACGGAAUUUCUCCAAAGAAUUGUUCGGAAUCGGUGCCCAGUUUAGUUCCAUUGUCUGAUGCUUCAUUAACUGUCUCCAAAGGGUUGGGCAUUGCACUGAUGAUGAUGAGCUGAAUAGUUGGUUAAGAAUUUAAGCAUGCAGUUGUGCAGAUUUAAUUAGCUGUCUCCCCAGGCUUAGAUUGAUGAGCAGAAAAGUUGAUUAAGCUUUCAUUCUACAGGUGCUUGCGUAUUAUAAUUGUUAAUUUGACAACUGUGCAGUUACUUCUGCUUUCUGUUGUCAGUUGUCCAACUGAACUGCGACCUGCAGGGUCUUGAACUAUUGCAUGAAAUCAGAUCGUACAGUACACUCUCGUCUAAUGAUAAAUUGUUCAGUGCUCUCACUUGUCUGCGGGUCCUAAUUUUAUCUACACUUCAAAUUUUCAAUA